Molecule: messenger RNA, 6593 nt
Organism: Cynoglossus semilaevis (tongue sole)
Lineage: Eukaryota; Metazoa; Chordata; Actinopteri; Pleuronectiformes; Cynoglossidae
Gene: kdrl
Product: kinase insert domain receptor like
Exons: 30
Coding region: 461-4360 (1299 amino acids)
Biological process (GO): positive regulation of kinase activity; positive regulation of cell migration; angiogenesis
Cellular component (GO): signaling receptor complex; plasma membrane
Molecular function (GO): vascular endothelial growth factor receptor activity; ATP binding; growth factor binding
Source: RefSeq, a predicted model, not a curated record
UCACGCGGAGGAGUGAAAAGGCUUCAGUGAGUGAAACCGGAGGAGAAACUGUCCAAGACACGCACGUAAGGGAUUGGUUGUGGUUCAAGCGGAAGCUGCUGAAACGGGGAAAUAACACAAACAUUCGUUUUAUUUAUUUUUUCACUACGUUCUAUCGUCCAUUCAUUUUAACCUAUUUAUUCGAGAGCACCUGCCUGCAGCACAGGCCGGCUCUGUGUGUGCGGGAUCAGGACUCGGAGAGUCCAGCUGUGCAGGAGAGCUCCCCCGCGAGCGCGUCAUGGGAUACAGAGGAAUCUACACCUAAGGACUCUGUGGAUUUUACGGCCGUUCAAAAUAGUGCACAGAGACUGUAUAAUUAGUCGCCUGAAUAAGAAACUUCCGUUGCUUACCAGGAAUUUGGUUCCUCUACCGGUGACGCUUUUAUUCUAAGGCAGACUUUGGAUUUUUGGAAGUUGGCACUAUGGCUUCAGCCGACUGCUUCAAACUGGCCGUGUUCUUUGUGUGUUCAUCAUUCACAACUGGACACUUGGAAAGAGAAAACUCACCUAGGAUCCUGCCCUCGACCAAUCCCAUGGUUCACAAAUAUAACGACACAUUACAUCUUACCUGCAGAGGACCUGGCCGGCUGCACUGGACACUGGCCUAUCGUAACAGUUCAUCGCAGGGUGUGAAGGAGGAGCCGUGUCCAUUCAGACAUCACCCUCAUUCACACUGCAGCAGACUGACAGUCACACACUUAAUCGGCAACGACACGGGCAGUUACAGCUGCAGUUACACCAAAGAUGGUUCUGCCCACACCAUCUCAACAUAUGUCUUUGUCAGAGAUCCAAAUCAAGCUUUCGUUGAGCCAGCUUCUGAUUUUGCCCUGGGCAUCUUCAGGGAUGAGACGAUUACGGUCCCCUGCCGUACCACUUCUCCUGAUGCUGUGGUAACCCUCAUAGGGUGGCGGACUACAGGACACAAUAAUGUUACGGGAAUGGAGUGGGAUCCAAAAGUGGGAUUCAGGAUUCCCUAUAAACACUACAUCACGCUUAACUGCAAAACUGUGAUAAAUGGCCGUAGUUUCCACUCAUUGUAUUACCCUUAUGUACAGGCUAAAGAACUGAAAAAUGUAAAAAUCACACCAGAUCGCAUCAAGGUGUUGGUUGGAGACACCCUCAUCCUGAAUUGCACUGGUGAGACCGAGUACAAUGGAAGAAUCAACUUCACCUGGGAGAUUCCACAAAAGGAUAGAAGUCUUCGUCAUUCAAUCAAGAACCCUCUUAACAUAGCCGCGGUCCAUGUGAGGAGCAAUGCUUUGGUGUUAUCGAACAUCACCUCAGAGGACAAGGGCUGGUACACCUGCAGAGCAGAGCUUGAUCCCUGGAUUUACAACACUACCAAAGCAAAAGUUAUUGUCUAUGAGCAUCCAUUCAUCAAUGUCUCCUACCGAAAUGAGCGGUUUGUGUCUGUCAGAGAAGGAGAAAAACGGCUUGUCCUUGACCCCAAGGUCACUGCUUUGCCUAAACCCGACGUAGUCACGUGGUAUAAGGAUGGAGUCCCUAUCAAGAAUUCCACCUGUUACCACAUGACGCGCUACAGCUUGACGAUCUACGAUGUGCAGGAGAAGAACCACGCCGGGGACUUCACCCUAAGGCUGGGCAACGUAGCCAAAGGCCUGUUCAGGAAUUUGAGCUUUACUGUAUCAGUAGAAGUCAAACCAACUAUUUUGGAGGAGCUUUCUACUUUGGAAGUUAAGCCCCAGAUGUUUGGUGAGCAACAGAAGCUAACCUGCAGUGCUUACGGGUUUCCCUCGCCGAACAUUACUUGGUUUUGGCAGCCAUGUCGCUCAGACCCGAUGCUUAAAGAUUGUGUGUCUUACACUGAGCCAAUACCUGUCAGCACCGAUGACAGGGGAAAUUACUCCCGCAACUGGAUUAAAAGCAUAAGCAGCAAGCAUGAUCUGGUUAAAAAUAGAACCAAGACUGUGGGUACGCUGGUGAUUGGGGAGGCCCAGGUGUCAGGGAAGUACUUCUGUGUUGCCACGAAUGAGAUUGGGUCCAGCACCAUGGUGAUGCCCUUUUAUGUGUAUGAUAACCCUAAGGAAAUCACUACUGAACCUCAGACAGCCGUGGAGGGAGAUGAUUUCACUUUGACCUGCCGGGCAGCUCGUUACCUCUACACAGAUUUGCAGUGGUUGGACUCCACCAACCACACCGUCAUCUUCAAUGUGUCAAGUCUGCAGUUUAGUCCGUUGUCCGUUUCCCUGUCUCUUCAUCUGAGCAACGUCUCCAAAAACAGUACCACCGGCUACAAGUGCAGGGCACAAAAGUUUCACGAAAGGCUGGAACUGAAGCCAGUCACACUUAUUGUGAAUGAACGAAAACACCCCUGGCUCAAACAAAACCUGACCAAUCAGGUUGUGAACUGUAGCACCACCCUGACACUGGCGUGCCUCGCCGAGGGGGUUCCAUAUCCUGACAUUAUGUGGUACAAAAACAAAGUACGAGUGGAGGAAGGCCCAGGUGUGACCCUGGGGGAAAAUGGAAUCCUCAAUAUCGAGAGGGUGAAGAAAGAUGAUGAAGGUCUGUACGAGUGCAUCGCCAGAAAUGUUGAGGGUACAGCAAUGACCAGUGCUGUGGUUACUGUGCUUGGAGAUGAAGGAAAGCCAAACGUUGAGGUGAUCAUUCUGGUGUGUACUGGGGCAGCUGCCACCUUCCUCUGGCUCAUGCUCAUCCUCUUCAUCCGCAAGCUGAGAAAGCAACCAGCUCACUACAAGAUGGGUCCAUCCAUCAUCAUUGACCCUGAUGAGUGUCCCCUGGACGAGCAGAAUGAUCUGCUUCAGUAUGAUAGCAGCAAAUGGGAGUUUCCCCGGGACCGCCUGCGCCUUGGCAAAACGCUGGGACAUGGAGCUUUUGGGAAAGUGGUGGAGGCGUCUGCCUUUGGGAUCGAUAAGCUGUCAACCUGCAAGACUGUUGCUGUGAAAAUGCUGAAAGGUGGGGCUACAUCCAAUGAAAGGAAAGCUCUGAUGUCAGAGUUAAAGAUCCUGAUCCACAUUGGUCAUCACCUGAACGUGGUCAACCUGCUGGGAGCCUGCACAAAGCCCGGAGGCCCGCUGAUGAUUAUUGUCGAGUUCUGCAAGUACGGCAACUUGUCCUACUACUUGAGAAGCAGGAGGGAGGACUUCCUGGUCUACAAGAGCCAGGACGGUAAGGUGGUGUCUCCGGGAUUAUCCUGCCAGCUCAGCGAGCUGAUGAAGCGCCGUCUGGAGAGUGUAGCCAGCACAGGAAGCUCAGCCAGCUCUGGGUUCAUCGAAGAUAAGAGCUACUGCGAUUCAGAGGAAGAGGAAGAAGAAUCUGAGGAUUUAUACAAAAGAGUCCUGACUCUGGAGGAUUUGAUUUGUUACAGCUUCCAAGUUGCAAAAGGCAUGGAGUUCUUGGCUUCACGCAAGUGCAUCCAUCGUGACCUGGCAGCACGAAACAUACUGCUUUCAGAAAACAACGUUGUGAAGAUUUGUGAUUUUGGACUGGCCAGAGACAUCUACAAAGACCCAGAUUAUGUCCGCAAAGGAGAUGCAAGACUUCCGCUGAAGUGGAUGGCACCUGAGGCCAUUUUUGAUAAGAUCUACACGACUCAGAGUGACGUCUGGUCCUUCGGUGUUCUCAUGUGGGAGAUCUUCUCUCUGGGUGCCUCUCCGUAUCCUGGUGUUCAAAUUGAUGAAGAGUUUUGCUGCAGACUGAAAGAUGGGAGCAGGAUGAGAGCACCAGAUUAUGCGUCGUCUGAAAUAUACCAGACCAUGUUAGACUGCUGGCAAGGAGAGCCAAAGGAGCGACCAACAUUUACUGAGCUGGUGGAACAACUGGGAGACCUGCUUCAGGCCAGUGUGCAGCAGGAGGGAAAACAUUACAUACCUGUCAACACAGCCCUGCUGGCUCAGGUGGGGGACCCGUCCACCACAGCACCGUCAGAGGAGACGUCCACGCGACCAGCCUCCCACUGUGACUCAGGGAGCAGCUGGAACAUUAAGGUUCGUCCAGCUAGUGUGAAAACGUUUGAUGAGGUGACAAUGGAGGUCGAGGGACAUGAUGGACAAGGGGGCGGCCAAUCAGACAGCGGGAUGGGUCUCUCAGCUGAUGAUAUGAAGACACUGAAGUGCCUUGAAUCACUGGCAGGUCGACCACUGAGCAUCAUGGCUUUAGCGAUGAAGGCAGUGAGUAAGAGUAAGGAGUCGGUUCUCUGUGAGUCAGAGAAGAAGUUCCCACCGACUGUUCCCUCUCUGGACUUCAGUCUAGACGACUCAGCCCUGGACGACGGGCUGGAGUGUCACAGCCCACCUCCUGACUACAACUAUGUGGUGCGCUACUCCACUCCACCUGUGUAACAACAUCUGUGCUCUGCUCCGUGGCAGCCUCCGGGCCUGUGCCUCGCUCUUCUUUGGGCGUCUGUCGUGUGGCAGCAGCGUUUGAGAUGAGGUCCAACUCUGACAUCAACCUGCCUCACAUCAACAGAGGUUUUUCUUCCUGUAGACUUUUUCAUUCUUCACACUUCUCAGAUGUAGGCUUCACCUCCAUGCUGCUGCUGCUGCUCUCUUCCACCUUCACUGUGAUAUGUCUAACAGCUGAAAACAGGCUCAGGUAUAUUUGUUUUCUUCAUCUACUGUGAAAACCAACCAUGAUUCCAAUUUCAACAUCAAACUGUGGGAUUUAAUGUUACGAAACCUUCACAAGUGAUUGGUUAUGCUAAUAAUGCUUAGACUGGCACAGUUUUAUAUAUAUUUAUACAUUUCUUACAGCCAAACCAGGAUUCUUAACAGAAACCCUGUCUAAUGUUGACUUUUGUUAAAAGUUAAAAUCUCACAAAUUAUUUUUACGGCGUUCUUAAUUGCCCCCCAGAUGAAUCAGCUAAUUGUUAUUUAGGUUGAAGGAGAAAUUAGAUUAUGGGUUUCUAAAAAGCUGGGUCGUGAGCCAAAAAUUGAUCAUAAGUAUACGUUUGUGGACAGGGUGAUACUGUGAAAAACAGUCCAGAACAACACUCUCUGUUUGACCAAGCUUCUGCCUCUAACCUGCAGCUUUGGUCAGAGCCACACAGAUAGAAUAUUUUACAGAUAUUUUUUACUAAAUAACAAAAUCUCUACAGUAACACAUUCCAGUCACUUUCUAUGCCUUAGCAAGGCCCUGUGUAUUGCUGUAUUUGGAUAAGAACUUGGGUGGAGACCAACUGACUCAGGUAAAAUGUGGGUUCUGUGACUCAAUCUUUUUAGCACCACUGUUCUAGGUUAUCUAACUCACAUUAAAGCAGGGUAAAGUUGAAAAAAACAACAACAAACACAAUCAGAAUGGACACAACGUUUCAGUUCAAUUGAACAUGAAGUGAUAAAGAGUCAGAGAUGAUUCUGAUCCAUCCUUAUCUUAAAUGUUGGUGAUACAGGAAUACAGGAAAAAGAAAUGUGACAGUUGCCAGUUACCUCCAGGUCACAGUAUUCUCAGAAAUGUCAGACCAGCCUUCGUCCACGGCAUUUGUUCAGUUUUCCCUGAAUUGGAUGAGAGGUCAAACUUAUUUUACUGGAUUUGAACAUGUCCAUGUUAAAGCCCCUGAGGUCACUGAGAGAGAAGGAAACCACAUUAUGUUUAUUUCCACGUAAACAAAUUAGGUUAGAAAAAUAAAAAUAGAGCCAGGCUUAAUAGGAAGUAUUCAAAGGUAAAGCACUAGUGAAGGGAAUUGUGUAUUUAUUUAGACUGUAAACACUGUGGCUCUGGUAUUUGCAGCUCAGUCCUCCUCAGACCAGGGUCAGCAGCACUGACUGACUCUCUGUGCUCUUCAUCUUUCUGUGGUUCUGUGAUCAGUGUUCAGUAACGCUUACAGUGCAGGCUAGAAACAACCAUCGACAGAUAGGUAACCUUAUCACCAGUCGGCUCUGCUUCACUGAGCUCUGUGUUCCCACUUCCCUUUUUUUCGUUCUUUUAAAAGCAGGAUGUGUUGGAUACGUCCAAAACUAAACUUUUGAUUCCAUGUGUGACUACAGACACCCACUGUUCAGAAGCAGCUUUAAAUGAACUGAUGUCCAAAUAAAAGCCCAUGUGAUGUUUUUAUCUGUGGACCAAAUCCAUGUUGUCUUUGUGGUGUGGAGAGGACCUGAUUAUGCACUGAUAUUUUAUAUCAAGUUUAGUUUUUUUGUAUACAAAAGUUAUAUUAUUAUAAUAUUGAAACAGUGUUCAAGGCCACAUUUUAUAUAAAGAUCUGUGAUAUUUUUUUUCAUAUUUAACAAUUGAACUAGUGUAUAGCCGAAAAUGAAUGUUUUCAGUAUUUGUUGUAUCCUAACAACCUCACAUUCCUUUACUAUAUUUAAACUACAAUCUUGUUUUUGUUACGUUUUAUUUUAUCACACAUUAGCUCAAGCACAUUCAAAGAUCAAUUGUUACCACUGUUUGAAUUUAAAGUUUCUUUUGUGUCCUCAUGUAUCACAUGACUAACGAUCCCUACAGCUCCUAACGUGUGUUCUGUUUUGUUCAUGUAGUGUAACAAGCUAGUUUCAAUGAGAGUAUUUGUUCCUCAACACUGUAAACCGAGCAUAUGAAGAAAAUGAAUGAAUAAAGAUCUAUAUAUUUAUACAUGAA